Messenger RNA from Cylicocyclus nassatus, 989 nucleotides. The record is from the annotation of a GenBank genome assembly. Lineage: Eukaryota; Metazoa; Nematoda; Chromadorea; Rhabditida; Strongylidae.
AUGGCUGCAAUCAGAAAAAAGCUGGUAAUUGUGGGCGAUGGAGCCUGCGGAAAGACUUGCCUGCUGAUCGUCUUCAGUAAGGAUCAGUUCCCAGAUGUGUACGUACCUACCGUAUUCGAGAAUUACGUAGCUGACAUAGAAGUUGACGGGAAGCAGGUAGAGCUAGCUUUAUGGGAUACCGCAGGUCAGGAAGACUACGAUCGCCUCCGUCCACUUUCCUAUCCCGAUACCGACGUGAUACUCAUGUGCUUCAGCAUUGACUCACCCGACUCCUUGGAGAAUAUACCUGAAAAGUGGACACCAGAGGUGCGGCAUUUCUGUCCGAACGUUCCCAUAAUUCUUGUUGGUAACAAGAAAGAUUUACGAAAUGAUCCUCAAACAGUUCGUGAACUGGCUAAGAUGAAGCAGGAGCCAGUGAGACCAGAGCAAGGCCGCGCGAUAGCCGAACAGAUUGGUGCUUUUGCCUAUCUCGAGUGUUCUGCGAAAACCAAAGAUGGUAUCCGUGAAGUAUUUGAAAAGGCCACGCAAGCUGCACUGCAACAGAAGAAAAAGAAGAAGACCAAGUGUGUGUUGCUGUAGAAGAGUCUUCACAACGCUUCGCUUGUUUCGUCUCACCUCGUAUGCAUCAUCACUGUGACUACGCGACUUUUAUUGUUGUACGAGGAGGAAUCUUUUUUGAUCCCGUGUAGCUCUCUGCUCUUUUCAUCCCCACCCUGCGAUCUGCCAAGGUGCUGCCGGCCCUAGCUAUCGACUACUUCUCCAAUUUCUGAUCUUUGAUUUGGUAAUUUACGCACCAAAUAUCGUCGUUAUCAGAUUACCAUCCGCUCCGCCGACACCCUUCUUCAUCAUCAUUGGCCUCCUGUUUAGCUUUUUCGUCAUCCAUCAUGUAUUCUCUGGCUAUAUGUCAAAGUUCAGAUGUUAAAAUUUGCAUUGUAACAAUUACAGUUCUCUUAUCAUUUUAUUCGAGAUGAAUGAUUAAUAAUGAUCUA